Molecule: messenger RNA, 2791 nt
Organism: Alosa sapidissima (American shad)
Lineage: Eukaryota; Metazoa; Chordata; Actinopteri; Clupeiformes; Clupeidae
Product: cadherin-related family member 4-like
Exons: 21
Coding region: 17-2455 (812 amino acids)
Biological process (GO): homophilic cell-cell adhesion
Cellular component (GO): catenin complex; membrane
Molecular function (GO): cadherin binding; calcium ion binding
Source: RefSeq, a predicted model, not a curated record
UGUACAUUGGCUGAAAAUGGCUUCUGUUUCUCUCCUUGCCACUCUGUUUUUUGCCAGCUUCUUCCAAAGAAUUGUGACAACGACAUCAACUACAAUCCCAACCACCCCAACAACAACUACCCCAUCCACCCCUGCUCCAACUACUCCCAGCCCAGAGUUCAUUGACCUGCCUGACGUUCUGGAGGUCACAGAGAGCACUCGUCCGAGGAAAGUGAUCUUGGAGUUCCAGAUCGCGAGUGCCAACCCUGACCCUGAUGUCCAGAUCCUCUCUAUCACUCCAGACAACCCUGUGCUUGAGGAUCCCAUCGUCAACCCAACAAACGUUUCUGGUGUCUUCAGUGUCCAGAUUGUUCUGAAUGGCUCUCUAGAUUAUGAGACUACAAAUCUCCUGACCGUACGUCUGGGCAUCAAGUCACCCUCUGGCUUUGUGGAGCGGACCUUCAGCCUAAGCGUCACCGAUGCCAACGAGCCCCCUCAGUGUGAUGCCCACUUCCAGCUAGGUGCCGUGGUUCAGGUUCCGGAAGACAGCCCAGCUCCUGUGAGACUUUACACGGUUCUAGCGAGGGAACCGGAUGAUAACGACACCAUAACGUUCUCCAUCUACGAAGUGCAACCAGUAUCCUCCUCAGCACAGUUUCACAUCGACGACAAGGGCAGCAUCACAUCCAAUCAGACCUUCGAUUAUGAGAGAGGCCCGAGACAAUUUACUGUUUCGGUGGUUGUGACAGACCGACAGGGAAGCAACUGCACAGGGUCUCUCCUUAUCAAGGUCCUGAAAGUUUACUCCGUGCCCCUGGACUUUCUUCUACCCUCACAGAAUGUCACCAUCUUGGAGAAUGAAGGCAGUGAGAGCACUGUUACCACGGUAACAGCUGACCCCAAUGUCACAGAUGUGCGCUAUACUUUCAUAAAACCAUACCCACCUUUCAAAAUUGGCCAAGAGGAUGGUGUCAUCAAGACGAGCUACAAUUUGGACCUGGAAUCAGACCGGACCCUGGAGAAGAGUAUUCUGUUGGUCCGAGCAUUCAGCAUGUCUGAAGACCGCAGCGGAACUGCCACAGUCACUGUCUAUGUGCAGGAUGUCAACGAACAUGCGCCUCUCUGCGUCCCCCCUGUGAUUGUUUUAACUGUUCCUGAGACUACAGAGGUCGGGAGAAGUCUGGGCACAGUGCGCUGCUUUGAUGUGGAUGUCAGUAACCAGAACGUCACACUCACGGUUAUCGAGAAUAGCCUCUCACUCUUCAAGUUUCGCCUUCAAGAUGGACAGCUACAGGUGAAUAACAGCCUGGAUUACGAUGUUGCAGAUGUCACAAAUUUCCAGUAUGAAGCCACCAUUUUGGCCACAGACUCUGGCAGUCCUCCCCUCACAACUGAAGUCCGUGUCCUCAUCACGGUGACCCCUGUGAAUGAGUUUGACCCUCUAUUCCUGGGGCCCCUGGUCAUCGGCGUCCCCGAGAACACAAGGAGGGGUUCAGUGAUUGCGUCCCUCAGCGCCGUGGACCGCGACUGGCCCUUCAACUCUCUCCGAUACUCCCUCCUAGAGGGUGAGGGACAGUUCUCACUUGACCCCAUUGGAGGGCAGCUUUACCUGGGGGUAGAUUUGGACUUUGAGAUCCAGGACCAGUAUGAGCUGAAGGUGAAGGCUGUGGACUUUGAUCAGGAUGUGGACAAAACCAAACAGCGCACAGGCAUGGCACAAAUCACUAUUAUGGUGGAGAAUGUGAACGAUAAUGCCCCAGAGUGUGACCCAGUGUCCUAUGAGUCCACCAUUUUCUCCACCCUGGCCUUCAACACCCCCAUCCUUACGCUGACCUGCACGGACCGGGACAGAGACCAUCUCACAGCUACCAUCACCAGUGGUGCAGCAGUUGACCGGUUCCAGCUGACUGGCUUGACCCUGUUUUCCAGGAACGUCUUCUCUUUUGUGCCAGAUGGAGUGUAUGAUGAUACGGAUUAUGAGAUCACCAUCUCGGUGUCUGAUGGCAAACACAGCACUAGCGUGGUGGCAUAUAUAUACGUCAUUCCCUGGACCACCACCAAACCUACAACUACUACCACAACCACAACGAAGAACCCGGAGGUGGUGACGGUGAUUAAUGAGUUCUGGGACCCACAGCCGUGGUUUGUGGCGGCUCUGACGGUCACCGGCGCUUUACUACUGCUCCUCCUGAGCCUUCCUCUGUGGAUAAAGCUCUUCCGUGGCACAGUAUGUGGGACACAGAAACCGACGGAGCAGUUCAUACAAGAAGGUGCUGAGACAGAUAAGCAAGAUGGUCUAGACAAACAGGGUUCCUCUCGUUCUUCUGACCAGGUUUCACUAGGUGGCACCAUAAGUCUUUCCAAAGUCAGCAUUCAAGAAGAUAUAAUGAGGUUUGAUGGAAAGGCACAAGAUCCAGGACGAAGUUAUCUGUUCAAUUCUGUAACUGGAGAGCGGCGCUGGCUGGAUGGAGCAUGAUAAGAGAGCAGAGGGAACAUCCAUUCGUUCCUUACACCUAACACUGGCCGGCCAUUUUAUACUGUAACUUGGAAGGAGCCUAACAAAAUCCUUAGAGUGCCAAUCCAGCAUAAAUAUAAAAUCAAUGCUAACAUUUUUUAAUGUGUUGAGUGACACUGGAAAUGACUACCCAGAAAUUAAAUAAUGGUGAUUAUACUUCACUGGCAGAAUCCAACUUCAGAGUUAAUUGAAUAGAUUUGUGAUGGAAAUGAUUGGAAGAGUAUAAUUAAAGAAUGCUGAAGGCGAUAUGCAUUUAAUUAUAGUUUGUCAUGAUUAUUAAAAACGACUCCAAGAUCA